This is a messenger RNA of Sorex araneus (European shrew), 1702 nucleotides long. RefSeq names its product alanine--glyoxylate aminotransferase 2 (gene AGXT2). Gene Ontology annotation, cellular component: mitochondrion. The transcript is spliced from 14 exons. The record is from RefSeq and is a predicted model, not a curated record. NCBI's taxonomy places the organism in Eukaryota, Metazoa, Chordata, Mammalia, Eulipotyphla, Soricidae. Gene Ontology annotation, molecular function: pyridoxal phosphate binding; L-alanine:glyoxylate transaminase activity. Gene Ontology annotation, biological process: glyoxylate catabolic process. The coding region runs from base 29 to 1570 and encodes 513 amino acids.
CCCAGAGACUUGCUUCUUGCUGGGAGAGAUGACUCUAGCCUGGAAACAUUUGCCGGGAGCUUUGCACCUGUACAACUCUGCGGCCAGGAUCACUAAGACAUGUCCGUCCCGGAGCGGUGCUUUCUGGAUAUCUGCUACCAAGCUCAGUCUUCACACAAAACCCAGAAUGCCACCUUGUGACUUCAAACCUGAAAGAUACCAGUCUCUUGACUAUAACCGCAUCCUGGACAUCCACGAGCAUCACCUCACCCCAGUGCACACCACGUACUUCCCGAAGCCCUUGUUGCUCCACCAGGGCCACAUGAAGUGGCUGUUUGAUCAUGAGGGAAACCGAUAUCUGGAUUUCUUCUCAGGGAUCGUCACUGUCAGUGUUGGUCACUGCCACCCGAAGGUCAACAUAGUGGCCCAACAGCAGCUUGGCCGCCUGUGGCACACAAGUGCUGUCUUCCUCAAUGCUCCCAUCCACGAAUAUGCAGAGAAGCUUGCAGCACUUCUUCCUGAGCCCCUAAAGGUUAUUUUCUUGGUAAACAGUGGCUCGGAAGCCAAUGACCUGGCCAUGAUGAUGGCCAGAGCACACACAAAUAACACAGACAUCAUUUCCUUCAGAGGAGCUUACCAUGGCUGCAGCCCUUACACCCUUGGCUUAACAAACGUUGGGCCUUUCAAGACAGAACUCCCCAGUGGGCAGGGCUGUAAAUCCACAAUGUGCCCAGAUGUUUUCCGUGGCCCCUGGGGAGGAAGCCACUGUCGAGAUUCUCCUGUGCAAACCAUAAGGAAGUGCAGCUGUACACCAGAUUGCUGCCAGGCUAAAGACCAGUACAUAGAACAGUUCAAAGAAACGCUGAGCACGACCGUGGCCAAAACCAUUGCUGGAUUUUUUGCUGAGCCAAUUCAAGGGGUGAAUGGAGCUGUUCAGUAUCCAAAGGGGUUUCUAAAGGAAGCCUUCCAGCUGGUGCGAGAGCGGGGAGGCGUGUGCAUCGCAGAUGAAGUGCAGACAGGCUUUGGAAGGUUGGGCUCUCACUUCUGGGGUUUCCAAACCCACGGUGUCCUGCCAGACAUUGUCACCAUGGCUAAGGGAAUUGGAAAUGGCUUCCCAAUGGCAGCAGUUGUGACAACUCCAGAGAUAGCCAAGUCCUUGGCCAAGCGACUGCUUCACUUCAACACCUUCGGAGGAAACCCUUUGGCUUGUGCCAUUGGCUCAGCAGUGCUUGAGGUGAUCCAAGAGGAGAAUAUGCAGCAGAAUAGCCAGGAAGUGGGCACCUAUAUGCUACUGAAGUUUGCUAAGUUGCGGGAGGAAUUUGAAAUUAUCGGCGAUGUCCGAGGAAAAGGCCUCAUGGUCGGCAUCGAAAUGGUGAAGGACAAGAUGGGCCGUCAGCCUCUGCCCCGUGAAGAGGUAAACCAGAUCCACGAGGACUGUAAGCAAAUGGGGCUCCUAAUUGGCAGAGGCGGCGUUUUUUCUCAGACAUUCCGAGUUGCACCCCCAAUGUGCAUCACUAAACCAGAUGUUGAUUUUGCGGUGGAAGUGUUUCGUUCUGCUAUAAUCCAGCACAUGGAGAGAAGAGCUAAAUAAAAAAAUAAUAAUAAUUAAUUAAUUAAACAUACAGACAUGCCCAUUUAUGUUCAAGAGUUUCUAUGAGGAAUUCCAGAGUCACUGGUAUGAGCUGUAAAAGAGAAGGCUGAGUGUGGACCGGCCACGUCUGAU